AUGGCUUACAGAGUUCAUACAGAAGCGGUGACAAUGUCUCAAGUAAAACUUGAACAGCCACGAGAUAACGAUCAAUCAAUACCACAAACGCUUCAAUGGAUGCCGUCACCAGGAUUAGCUAAUCCUUUGCCAAACAUGCCUUUAGGUCUGCAGUAUCUCGCUCAACUCGAUACGUUAAUAGCUAUACAGGAACCGAGUGUUAUGCAAACGAUUACGGGUCUUGCGAGUGCUCAACGUUUUCAAAUACUCAAUGAGCAAGGUCAACUUGUGUUCUACGCAGUAGAAAACGAAAGUGAUACAUGUCAUCGAUGGUGUUGUGGUGCUAAUCGAGCUUUUGUCAUUCAUGUUUUUGAUCAAAUGAAUCAAGAAAUUAUUCGUAUUUCACGUGAAUUUAAAUGUUGUGUUGGAUGUUGCUGGUGUGCUAGUGCUAAUUGUUGUGCACAUGAGGCAUUUAUUGAAUCGCCACCUGGAGUUAAUAUUGGCACUGUUCGACAAACACGAAGUUGCUGGCGAGGUCAUCUAAGCUUGAGAGAUGCUGGUGGUAAUGAACAUUUGCGUGUGGUUGGUCCAUGUUGUAUAUGCCAGGGAAUAUAUGCUGGCGAAGGUAAUGAUGAAACAGAAUUGGGUGCUAUUUACAAAGAGUAUGCUGGUUUUGUCAAUCAAGCAUUUACAGGUGCUGAAAAAUAUACUAUAAAAUUUCCAAUGAGUUUACCUGUUCCAAUGAAGGCCGUAGCUUUGGGUGCUCUUUUUCUUGUCAACUUCAUGUAUUUUGCAGGAAAUGCUGAUCAAAAAGGUGGUUCAAGUAUUCUAUCAUUACUCGGAUGA
Molecule: messenger RNA, 825 nt
Organism: Rotaria sp. Silwood1
Lineage: Eukaryota; Metazoa; Rotifera; Eurotatoria; Philodinida; Philodinidae
Source: the annotation of a GenBank genome assembly